GUCCAUCAUGCAAAGCUGAUGGUAAGAGAGGAAGACAGAGAGAGAGAGAGAGAGAGAGAGAGAGAGAGAGAGAGAGAGGGGAGUUAGGAGCUGAUGUCAUUGCGGAGCGCUGCCUUCAUUAUAAACCAGUGUCAACACAGCGGUCUAGUACAGAAGUCACACUUAGAGAAGGCAAUGGGAGCUGUUCGCUGAAGCUGUGCUGUGGAACUGAAGACUCCAAGGGACAGAACGACAAGAAAUCAAGGAGAGGAGCCCAGAGAAGUCAUCUCUAGACCAGAAAACAGAAAAUCAUCAAGAGCAUCACGGACAUAUCAAACUUUUGAAUGCAGGAUUUGUGCAAGGAACUAAUUAGAGGACUCUAAUUGUGCCCCUGUUUCACUUUUACAUACUCUGCAGCGUUCAACAGACUGCUUCCAGAUUGCAGUCUAAAGGACAGUUGCUUGGAAUCGCUUAAAUAUCAAGUUCACUCUUCCGUUCUCUUUUUGGGAUUUGGCACUUGACAGGUGGUCAUUAACUUUGUUUACUCUUAGACAAUGGACUUGUCCUUGCUCUCUACUCCAACGAGUGAGUACAACAAGCAGAGGACAGGAGCACGCUUCACUGUCCGCUCAGCUAACUCUCCCUCCUACAAUCUCACUCGCAGGCGAGGUGUUAGGAAACCUAAAGGCUUUUUAGAGGAGGGGAGGGAGGGUACUAAAGAAGCUGGAGAAAGAGAGAGGUACUGGAGGAACAGUGGCGCAAAUUAUAUAAAUAAGGAGGAGGAUCACACUGUCACUGGUUAUCAAGCCAGAACUGGGAGUCGUAGCAGUGUCAAAGGUCAGUAUGAAGAGAAGGAAACACCAGGCCAUAUAAUGUGUACCAAGCUGAACCAGAAUGGCUCGGCAGACAAAACAAUCACAGAGUUUAGCACUGACAGAAGUGGAAGCUGUAACCCUGCAUAUGAAAACCGUGGCAGGACAGAUUCAAGGAGAUACAACCUGCCAAGUAGAAGUAGGAGUUUAGAUUGGAGAACAGGCAAAAGAAGCCCUGAUCGGGGCAAAAGGGCUGACAUGUCCAUGUUGUCAACCAAAAGAGGAGGAGAGAUCAGUAAACGGGCUGGAGACUUAGAUGAAAGAAGGACAGAAGUGGAAGGCGUGAGGGGCAGAGUGAUGUCUUCAGUACAGAUCUAUAACUCUGCUGGUAUAAGUAAUGACCUUAAAGAGAGGGGCCCAAUGAGUCAUAUGAGUCAGACUUUGGAUAGUGCCAGUAAGGGUCAUUCUCUCCCCUCCAGGUUUAGGUCCCAAUCUGGGCCUAGAUCUGAUUUCAGAGUGACAGCUACUUCAUUUGGGGCCAAAGGAGGUCAAAGCAUAUUGGAGCGGAUAGAGAAACUCUACGGAUCAGCUGGGUUUACUAAAACAGAGGACUGCAGCAAAAUUAGGGACGUUUCUACCCCUGUAAUGUCCCAUCACAAAGAAACAACCUCAGACUUCCACAUUUCACCACAGCAGAGGUCAUAUGAGCGGGCAGCUGGGGGAACCUUCCCCAGGCGGUUCUCAUUAGGAGGACUCAGUCCAGUGCAAGGCAGGAAAUCAUUCACCUGGACUCAAAAAGACAAUUCAGAUUCUGAGAGUUAUCUUUCUCCAGGGACAAACAGGACCAUGGAGGGACUGUCAAGGAGACAGUGGCAAGGACACAUUCAGGGCAGGUAUUCGGAGGAAGGGGGAGCUCACUUGAGUAAAGGGUUAGAGGAAAUUGGCACAAGGUCUCUGGAUAGAGCGAGGAGCAGGUACACUGUAGCAGCUCAGAUAAGAUCUGCAAGAGCUGCCGGAGCAAUAACUGCACCUCCACCGUCAAACACUUUCUUAGAAGAAGAGAGAUCAGUUUGCUUGAGAGGUUCAUCUAGAUUGAGAGAGGGAAGAGCAAGUGGAAGUAAGGAUGCAGAGGAAAAGGGCGAGACUAAUGAACAACCAACAAAAGACAAAUCUGAAUUGAAGAGUAGCAGCACUGAUGAAGAUGUGUUUGAGUCAAACCUAGAGAAAAUCCCAGUGAAAACAAUCGAGAGGAAGAAAUUCCCAGAGAGGUUGUCAGUCUCCUCUGCAGCUGGUGUGAAAAAUAAGAUCAAUCAGUUUGAGGCUCUGACACAGAGAUCCCAGGGUUUGGCUACAGGACAGAUCCUGAUGCCCAGACGUGCUUUUUCUGUGCCAACACAACUCAGCAAGGCUCAUUAUGGGGUGAAAAAGAGUGGGUUUAGAGACAAGUGGGAGGGAAUGAAAGAGGGAGGGAAAGCAGAUGAGAAAACUGAGGAAACAGCAACAGGAGCAGGAAAGAAGCUGGGGUCAGGAAGGUCUUUAUCAGUGGACGAGGUUGGACUAAGACCAGAGAGGAAAGAGAGAGAAGGGAAUGACUUGGUCGAGAAUGAAGAAAAAGAAACAACCAGCAGUACAAAUUCUGUUGAAGAUUUGGGUAAAUAUUCCAGACUGAAGAGUACACUGGAAAUCCCACUAAAUGGAGGAGCACAAAGAGAGCGUAAAAGCUUUUACAUUGACGAGACAGAUUUCUCCAAAGUAAGCCCUGAGGAGGCAAGCAAGAGACCACCAUCCUUGUUUCUGUCCAACUCCAGUGACACUUCCGUUUGUGUGCAGAAAACCUCUAUAAUUACUUCACCUGUUAGUGAUGAAGAGAAGACUCCAACAAACACUCCAAACCACUCACCCUUUCUUUCACGUACAGCACAACCAGAGCCCUCCACUGACAGGGCAGACAGUGAAACUGAAAGCACUUCUGUCUUCACACAAGCAGCUAAAACUCCUGAACGAGAUUCCCCACCUCUCCCUCAUCCCCCUUUCACUGCAUCCCACAGCAACCUCCCCGAUCUCAUCUCUCCAGAUGUCAGUGCAGCCUCUCCAUAUAGAAAGAAACCAGUGUUGGACAUGGAUGCUUGGGUAGCUGGCUUGAACACAAAGAUUAAGGUCUGGAAUGACGAUGAAGACGAUUAUGAAGAUGAUGAUGAUGAAAGCACACAGAAGGAUGAGGAUUCAAACUAUGAUUCAGACUCUGGAGAGUCCUCGGUGACCAUUACUAGUAACAUGAGCCAGUCGGACCGCAGGAGUUUCUGUGUCAGUCUUUCAGAUCUGUGUAACUUUGCUGGAGUUGACUAUGAGUCAGAGAACGACAGCGAUGAAUGGCAACCUACAGGCCGACGGUCUGCCUCACUGAGCUCUGACAUGUCAGCCCUGUCCUGUGUGUCUGUGCUGCCCAGUGAGGAGCUUGACAGGCUGCUGGAGGAUGUCAGGAGCCUGGGGGACAGUAACCUACAGGACUAUAACGAUGUGCAGGUUGUGGUUCUCCAUAAGGAAGUGGGAGUGGGACUUGGCUUCAGUGUGGCAGGAGGCGUGGACCAGAGCAAGCCAGUCACUGUUCACAAGGUGUUUCACUCAGGUGUCGCAGCCCAGGAAGGCUCCAUAAGAGAAGGGGACCAGGUAUUGUCAAUCAAUGGCACUGCACUGUGUGACUACGCUCACUGGGAGGCCCUGAGGGUCCUGAGAAGAGCAAAGACUCGGGAUUUGGGGGUGGUGGUCCUGAGGAGGGGAGGGAUUAGUGGUGCCUGUAAGGGUGGAGCACAGACAAAUAAUUCUGGACCAACGCAGACUCAGGUCACAGAGACAGGUCAGCGUGUGUGUGUGUGUUUGGAGAAGAACAGCAGGGAUCUGGGCUUCAGCCUGGAGGGAGGUGUAGGCUCCAGUCUGGAGAACAGACCACUCACUGUACAGAAGAUCUUCCAGGGAGGUCCUGUUGACAAGGUGUGUCCUGGUGAUGAGGUCCUAGAGAUUGGGGGUGUGAGCAUGGUGGGGAUGAGACGCCUGGAAGCCUGGACUUUGAUCAGAAAACUGCCCCCGGGGUCUGUGGAUGUGGUGCUAAGUCGCCCUCUUAAACAUCUGGAAACAUGAAGAUUAUUGAGGUGCUUUGCCCACAGUAAAGUUAAGUGACUGAUAAUGGACAAGAAACUAAAAGCCAUCCAUAAGAGAGACAGCUUUGUCUGCAGACCCAUUUUGGUCUGAUGCCAUUAAAGCAAAUACUUUUUAUACCCAAAGCCAUAAAGGAAAUAUAAUCUUGGAGACCAGGUCAAAAGUGUGUAUUUUUCUUCCCUUUAUCUACAAGAUUACAUCUAUUACAUCUACCUCAAAGCCUGGGAUAUUUCUGAACCAGCCAUAAUUAAAGUGCACUGAUGGCUCAAACAUUUAUCAAGUCAACAAACCUUUGUAACAGAUAGUUUGGUAAGCUAUAAUGUGGCACCUGUGAAUGAAAACAUGUUGUAAUAUAUUGUGUAUAGAAGCUAACUGCAUUUAGAGUGUAUAUUGCUUUUUAAUAAAUCCUAACUUAAAGUGA
Messenger RNA from Dicentrarchus labrax (European seabass), 4365 nucleotides. RefSeq lists its product as uncharacterized. The transcript has 7 exons. Lineage: Eukaryota; Metazoa; Chordata; Actinopteri; Moronidae. Bases 534 to 3926 code for a protein of 1130 amino acids. Gene Ontology annotation, biological process: induction of positive chemotaxis; leukocyte chemotaxis. The record is from RefSeq and is a predicted model, not a curated record. Gene Ontology annotation, molecular function: CD4 receptor binding; cytokine activity.